UAGAUGAUGAUAAUGGUGUUUGAGAAAGGAGUAAAGCCAAAAUCAUCUAUUAACUUCCCUAAUCCAAAGAUCGGUUGUGCCAAUUCAAGAUCCCAACUAGUUGCAAUCAUCUAGGAUUUUUUAAAGGGUAUCCAUGCUUAUAUGAAGAAGAAAGAGAUCUGAUAUCUUACUUCUUCUGUCAAAACAACAAUGAAGUCUGAUACCCCUCUUGAUUAUGCUGCAUUCCAGCUCUCACCGAAACGUUCAAGAUGUGAACUAUUUGUUUCCAGUGGUGGAAACACAGAGAAGCUUGCAUCAGGUUUGUUGAAGCCAUUUGUCACUCAUUUGAAGGUUGCAGAGGAACAAGUUGCAUUGGCCUUACAAUCUAUCAGGCUUGAAGUGGAUAGACAUAAAAAUGUUGAAUCAUGGUUCACAAAGGGAACAUUGGAGAGGUUUGUGCGUUUCGUUAGUACACCCGAGGUUUUAGAACUAGUGAGCACCUUAGAUGCUGAGAUGUCUCAACUAGAAGCAGCCCGGAGAAUAUAUUCACAGGGAUCAUCAGACCAGCUUUCCGGUGGGGGUAAAUCAAGCUCAGCAACAGCGGCCGAUGCAACAAAGAAGGAACUUUUGAGGGCAAUUGACGUGAGGCUGGCAACGGUGAAGCAGGACCUGGCUACAUCUUGUGCUCGUGCCGAGGCUGCUGGGUUUAACCAUGAGACAGUAGCAGACCUCCAGUUAUUUGCAGAGAGGUUUGGUGCCACCCGCCUAAACCAAGCGGCCUCUAAAUACGUUUCACUCUACCAUACUCGCCCGGACUUAUUCAACAAUCCAUCAUUCAACUCCGAUCAACCCAUCCACCAUGACCCACCAACCACCACCGCCACCUUCGAACAAGCUUCAACCACUUCCCACCCACUCAAAUCACUCUCUUCCUCCGCCACUUUCCCUUUAACUCGUGCCGGCGCUUCCACAACUCAAGACUCCACCGUCCAUGCAGAUGACUCGGUUUUUGUGAAGAAGGAAGAGGGUGAGGAUCCACCGGUUCAGACAUCUUCUAGGCGGCUCAGCGUGCAAGACCGUAUUAAUCUUUUUGAGAACAAACAGAAAGAGGUAGCUCCUGCCACCGGAAGUGGCUCCAAACCUGCCGUUACCAAGCCGGAUCUCCGUCGGCUUUCUUCUGAUGUUUCACAUUCAAAUUCACCUCCUCCUCCGCCGCCCGCCGUUCUCAGAAGAUGGAGUGGUGCCAGCGACAUUAUUGAUUUAACUUGUGACAGAAAAGACGAUCAGAAAGAUACACCCACGGACGUCUCCAACGAUCAGGAAAUUGGUAGUUCUAAUCUGAGCAAGGGUGGAACAAGUUCCACAAUACAGUUGGUCAAGUCUGAAACAUCCGUGGGGUCAAAUCAGCUGACUUCUACUUUGGAAACGACUCAGUCUUUAACUUACUUAAUCAAGUCCGAGGAUGUCUCUUCAGAGUCUCAGGUAAAACCCGGUUCGCGAAUCAAUUCUUUUCGUGGUGAUCAAGUGAAAUUCGAUCCUUCAACUGUCGGCCCCUCUGAGGAGAGCGAUCUUGCCACAAUGACUUUGAGGGCUCCUCCCAAGAAGACGGCACCGGAUUCUGGGUAUCCGGGAGGUGGUUCUGGGUCAAAGAUUCAGGAAGCAUUUGCUGCUUCGCAGCAGAGACAAUUAGAGGUCGGUUUAUUACGUUCCCAACCCAAGUUGAAUACUUCAUCGGAGUCUGAGGAAGUUCGAAAGAAAGAGGAAGAGCAAAUUGUCGAAUCUGGACCCCAAAAGUUGAAGUUCCAAAAGCAAGUUAAAAAGGAUGACGGCGGAUAUGCUUAUGGGUAUAGUAGUACCCCGCCAUCUGGUAAACUUUAUCAGGGGCAAUAUGGUUCAAUGCUGAUGGAAGCUUCUACCGAACAAGUACACAGGUCGAGGCAAUUGAAAGGGAACCAAGAACUCAAUGACGAGCUUCAAAUAAAAGCAAAUGAGCUCGAAAAGCUUUUCGCAGAGCAUAAGCUUCGAGUUCCUGGAGAUCAACCUAACCCUACACGGCAAAAAAAGGCUUCUGAUGUGGAACCUGAUCAGAUAACUAGAUUUUCGUACAGAAAACAGGUUGCAGAUCCUGUUCUGGAACAGCAAAUGACAUUUGAGUCUCCAGUUCCAGUGAUGGAAACAGAUGAUCAGAAUCACAACUAUUUGGUUGCCAAGGUUGGAUUUUCUGAGGAAUUGAGAGGAAAUUUAUACGUAAGCUACAUGAAGAAAAGAGAUACAAGACUACGGGAAUUAUGGGAUUCUAAUAGAGCCGAGAAAGAAGCUAGGAUGAAAGCCAUGCAUGAUAGCCUCGAGUGCCAUACUACCGAAAUGAAAGCUAAACUUUCGUGGUCUGCAGAUCGACAGAAUUCUGUAUCUAGUGCUCAGCGUCGUGCAGAAAGGCUAAGAUCGUUUAAUGCUCGUUCGGCUUUAAAAAGAGAAGAGCCGCUAGAUUUUGGGCAGCUUCAAGAUGACGGAGAUUUGUCUGAAUUUUCCGAGAUGAAACCUUCUGGUUUUUGUGUUUCGAGGAACAUUCAAGGUAAAAAGCCGUCACCCGCGAUUCCAAGAUCAGCGCCCAAACUGGCUUCUGGCUCGGGGAGACGGAGGGCACAACCUGAUAACCCUCUUGCGCAGUCUGUCCCCAACUUUUCCGACCUUCGGAAAGAAAAUACCAAGCCUUAUUCAACAGCUAGCAAAGCAGCAGCUCGGUCUCAGUUAAGAAACUAUACGCGCAGCAGAAGCACGAAUGAAGAGGUGCCAUCUGUCAAGGAAGAGAAGUCGCGACGGUCUCAAUCCUUGAGGAAGACUGGCAUGACUUCACUUGAGAUCUCAGAAGGUGUCAACGAAGAGCAGGGUGAAGGUGGUAGAAUGAAAUUCUCGAAAACCGUGGAGCCAAAGCGGUUUCUGAGAAAGAAUACUGGCAUAGGACCUGGUUCCGGAAGUGUUAUUGCCAAAAUGAAGGCUUCAAUGGUGUCUGAAGCUAUGAAUAACGAGGAAGAGUAUGAUAAACAGGUGAUUGAGCCAAAUGUGAUUAAAGAUGAUGGCGAAGAAGAGCUGGAUGCCAUGGAAACCGAAGAUCAAGAUGUUGUAGACGGGGUUGAGUCUCAAACGAGUCCUGAAUCCGAGGCGUUGAUCAAUUCUGGAUCCGAAAAUGGCAGCACAUCACAGUCGUUUUUGCAAGUGGACCAUACUUUGGUUGCUGAAUUGCCUGCUACCGUGAAUUCCGCAUUUCUGGUGCAAGAAUCGCCUGGUGAAAGCCCGAUGUCAUGGAAUUCACGCACCAAUUAUCCGUUCUCUUAUGCUCACGAGGCAUCUGAUGCCGAUGCAGACGCCUCUCCGAUACGGAGUCCCGCGUCUUGGAAUCUACAAGAAGCUGAUGCAGCUCGAAUGAGGAAGAAAUGGGGGAUGACUCAAAAACCUACUCUUGCCAACUCUUCUGGUCUUCAAUCUCGCAAGGAUAUGACAAAAGGAUUCAAACGAUUGCUGAAAUUCGGAAGGAAAAGUCGCAACACGGAGAGUUUGGCUGAUUAUAUUUCUGCUACAACUUCUGAGGGAGACGACGAUACUGAAGAUGGAAGAGAUCCUGCAAAUCGGUCAUCAGAGGAUCUGAGGAAAUCAAGAAUGGGAUACUCGCAACCGGAAGUUAGUUUCAACGAGAGCGAUUUUUACGUGAAUACAUUGCAGAGUUCGAUUCCAGCACCUCCGGCAAACUUCCGACUGAGGGAGGAUCAUCUGUCUGGAAGCUCUAUAAAAGGGCCUCGAUCAUUCUUUUCUUUGUCAACGUUCCGGAGCAAGGGAAGUGAGUCAAAGCCAAGAUGAGAUUUUAAGUAUUCAUAGGUACAUAUAUAUAAAUAGGAGAUGUAUAUCUUGUUGGAUAUUGUUAUUGUUGAUUUUGGUAGAAUUUUUAAAAUUUAAUUUUAUACUUUAAUCUAA
Messenger RNA from Cynara cardunculus var. scolymus (artichoke), 3945 nucleotides. RefSeq lists its product as uncharacterized. The record is from RefSeq and is a predicted model, not a curated record. Bases 190 to 3831 code for a protein of 1213 amino acids. Lineage: Eukaryota; Viridiplantae; Streptophyta; Magnoliopsida; Asterales; Asteraceae. The transcript is spliced from 12 exons.